GUGUUGCAUCAUUUUUCCAGGAUAAGGAAAUGAAGAGCGAUUGUGGCCAUUAAUUCAUUCGUCAUCCAGGCUGGAAAACUGCUAUCACCUACUCUUAACUGCCCCGCGUUAAGGGGAAUUAAACCGUGUGUGACCUCUUUGCCUGACCCUCGGCGGGCGGCAGCGCCGGCUCAAAGCCUGGGACAUGGAGAUGGUGAUUUAUUUAGGUCGUAAGCCACUUGUAGGUCGAUUUGUGUUCAUAUUUUAAUGGGAUCAUCCGAAUAAAGUCACUAUGAAUCAGGGCGUACGUCACGUGGGGCCUGCUGCUAACGCGCACAGUUUCUGUAACAGUGCGUUACAGUUUGGAGUAACGUGCCCGGCUCUGCUCAGCCAAACGCAGUGAAGCCCCUCUGUCCGCUGGCUGUUACUUUUUGUAUUGUGUGGGUAGGAGGAGCCGCUUUCCUGUGAUUGUCUGGCUGCUCUCUCUCUCUCUCCCUCCCUCUCUCUCUCGGCGUGUCUCUUUCCCUCUCUCGUUUUCCCAAAGUUGAAUAUUCCGCUUGCCUGGGAGCUGUCGCCAGCGGAGCGGAGGCACCGGACUGGUAUUUUGCGUUGCGCCGCACUGCUGCGCCCUCUGAAGCAGAUUUGGGGAGAAGGAAGUCGUCAGCAAUAUCCCGACUUGGUUCAUCUGCCCGUUCAGUCUUCCGGCUCCUGUGUUUCUUCCAACUUCAUUUCGGGCUACUUUCAAAAUGACAGAAGAAAAGAGUAUUCGGCAUGUAAAGCUGGUAAUUGGCCAGCUUCCGUGGGAUUUGAUGUCACCUUUAGAUCGGUUCAACUGAAGAUGGAAACACUGGAGUCUGAGCUGACCUGCCCGAUCUGCCUGGAGUUGUUUGAAGAUCCCCUGCUCUUGCCCUGUGCCCACAGCCUGUGCUUUAACUGCGCCCACCGCAUCCUGGUAUCUCACUGCUCUACCAGCAAGCCCCUUGAGUCCAUCUCGGCCUUUCAGUGCCCCACCUGUCGUUACGUCAUCACGCUGAAUCACCGCGGCCUGGAGGGCCUUAAGCGCAAUGUGACGCUGCAGAACAUCAUUGACCGCUUUCAAAAGGCCUCCCUUAGCGGCCCCAACUCCCCCACCGAGAGCCGGCGCCUGCAGCCGCAGCGGCCCUACACCGCCACCAUUAGCGGUACAAUAGCUGGAACGGUUGGCGGUGGCGGUGGUGGCACAAGUGGAAGUAGCGCCCGCAGCAGCCCGGCCACUUCCAGCCACUCCCACCCGCACGCCAACCACACUAAUCACGCCAAUCACACCAACGCAAACCACAGCCCUGCUGUUGUUGCUAAAAUGGAUCCACGCAUCAGCUGCCAGUUCUGCGAACAGGAUCCACCGCGUGAGGCAGUCAAGACUUGUGUCACGUGUGAGGUAUCAUACUGUGACCGAUGUCUGCGCGCGACACACCCCAACAAGAAGCCGUUCACCAGCCACCGUUUGGUAGAGCCGGUACCAGACACUCACAUCCGUGGCUUGACCUGCCUGGAGCACGAAAAUGAGAAGGUCAACAUGUACUGCUUGGUGGAUGACCAGCUCAUUUGUGCCCUCUGCAAGCUGGUGGGACGUCACCGAGAGCACCAGGUGUCCUCGCUCACUGAACGUUUUGAUAAGCUCAAGGCUUAUCAGGUGAGCCCGGGCAGAGUGUCAGAUGCGGUAAUGGAGGCUUCAAAGACAAGCGCUGCGCAAACCCUGGAGAACAACCUGACCAACCUUGUGAAGAGGAACAGUGAACUAGAGAACCAAAUGGCCAAGCUGAUCCAGAUCUGUCAACAGGUUGAGGUGAACACAGCCAUGCAUGAAGCCAAGCUGGUGGAAGAGUGUGACGAGCUGGUGGAGAUCAUCCGCCAAAGGAAACAGGUCAUCGCCGUGAAGAUCAAAGAGUCUAAGGUGAUGAAACUGCGCAAGUUGGCUCAGCAGAUUGCAAAUUGUCGCCAGUGUCUGGAGCGUUCAAGCGCCCUCAUCACACAAGCUGAGCAGAGCCUGAAGGAGAACGACCACGCUCGUUUCCUCCAGACCGCCCGAAAUGUAGCAGAAAGGGUUGCCAUGGCGACAGCCUCCUCCCAGGUACUCAUCCCUGAUGUCAACCUGAAUGAAGCAUUUGACAACUUUGCCCUGGACUUUUCCCGAGAGAAGAAGAUCCUUGAAGGACUUGAUUACCUUACAGCCCCCAACCCGCCAUCCAUAAGAGAUGAGCUGUGCACAGCCUCCCAUGACACCAUCACUGUCCACUGGACGUCAGAGGACGAGUUCAGUGUCACUUCCUAUGAGCUGCAGUACACCAUCUACACUGGCCAGACAAAUUUCAUAAGUUUGUACAACUCGGCAGACAGCUGGAUGAUCGUGCCAAACAUCAAGCAGAACCACUACACGGUGCACGGCUUGCAGAGUGGCACCCGUUAUAUCUUCUUUGUCAAGGCUAUCAACCAGGCAGGAAGCCGCAACAGUGAGCCAGCCCGCCUCAAAACCAACAGUCAACCCUUCAAGUUGGACCCAAAGACUGCCCACAAGAAGCUGCGACUGUCCAACGACUGUCUGACCAUGGAGAAGGAUGAGAGCUCACUGAAGAAGAGCCACACCCCAGAGCGGUUCAGUGGAACAGGCUCCUAUGGUGCAGCUGGUAAUGUCUUCAUUGACAGCGGUUGUCACUACUGGGAGGUUCUGCUGGGAGCGUCCACAUGGUAUGCCAUCGGCGUAGCUUACAAAUCAGCCCCAAAAAACGAAUGGAGCGGCAAGAAUUCAUCCUCCUGGGUGUUCUCACGCUGCAACAACAACUUUAUGGUGCGCCACGAUGGCAAGGAGAUGCUGGUGGAGGCAAGCCUGCAGCUGAGGCGGUUGGGUGUCCUGCUGGACUAUGACAACAACUCACUGUCCUUCUACGAUGCCAUGAACUCCCAGCACAUUCACACCUUUGAAAUCUCCUUCCUCCUGCCUGUUGUACCCACUUUCAUGAUCUGGAACAAGUCGGUCAUGAUACUCUCAGGGCUACCUGUCCCCGAUUUUGUCGAUAGUGUGGCCUCAGAUUUUCAAGAGCAGCAACAGCAGCAGAUGGGCCUGUGCCGACAAGAGUCUCCAUACUUGACGGGGAUGAAGACCUGCCACUAAGAAAGGCCCAGCAAUGGCCGAGCAGAGUCCACUCAGGCGCGGUGACAGGAAGGCUGAUUGGGAAGUGAAAGACAGUGAAUUCUGCUCUAUUCUCUGCAUAAGAGUGGACCAAUUUAGAAAGUGUUGGAAAUAUGCACACCAGUCUGGAAAAAUGUCAGACCUGUUGGUUCGUAGCCACCCGAUGCUUUGCAAAUCCAUCUGUGAAUGGAAACAAAGUCUGUUGACCACAAACGUUAGUAGACCUAAAAUUCAUCUGAGGGCGAGGCCAGACAUCUGGUUUUCUUGACCAUUUAAGGUCUUCCUUUUUCAUUUCUUUUCCUCCUGAUUUGACCCGAGGCAGAAGACCAAGGCGGGAAUUUUCUCAUCAACACUUUACAGUUUGAAGUUACAACAUGUGAACAGUGACAUUAUAUAUAAGUAUAGUAAUACUGUAUCUCACCUGAGAUUUCUUCCUGUUAAACCACAAAGAGUUAGAUUUACUUGAGAGACGCUGCAAGCUGGAUUUUUUUUUUUUUUUGGACUUUUUGACAGAGUAAGGCUCUUUCCCCUUUUCUCCAGUCCUUGUGCUUAGAAUCUACUGGCUUGACCAUUUGCAGAUGUGAGAUUGGUAUUGAUCCUUUCAUCUAAUUCUCAGCAAUUUUGUGUCCCAAAACAUUGAUUUAUUUAUUAUUUUUUUCUUUUUAAUGUGGAUGUGUGUUCUCUGAGUCCACAUUAUCGUGUUGGCUAGAUGCUGCCACCUUGCUAACGUAAAGUUGUAGACUUUUUCUAUUGCAUGACAAUAGGGUGCGUUCAAUUCAAUUCUGGUGUCCCUGUUCAUGUGUUGUACCCUCGGUAACUGUAAGUGGUCGUUGUUAAGAUCUUUGACCCGGCAGUCCUGUAUUGCAGUGUCAGAUUUUAACGAGAACACAGGAGGUAGAUUUGCAUCAUGUGACUACUCAACAUGUAUAAUAAGAGAUUUAUUGAAUAUUAGAGGAAAAGGUGUUAUUUAUGACAAAAAAGAUGGUUUACUUUUAUUAUUAAUCUCAACAUAUUCAUGAUGCACUUUUUAAUUAACACUAUUUCCCCUCUAUGGUAUGAAAGACGAUGCAGUGAGGUGGCAGGGAUGUAAUGGGGAGGGAAAGUGAAAACUAGUAAGCACUACUGCUGGCUGUGUUCACUCAUCCGAAAAUGUACAUGUAAUUAUUUUCCUACUCAUAUUUAGAAAAUUAUUAAAGGUCAAUAACUUUGAGUGGAUAUAAUUCAUAAUCAAAAUGUGUUGUAAUAAAACAGUGUAAACAUUUUUUUAUUUGUUUGUUUUGCUAACACCUCAUCUGGCUCGUUUAAAGAACCUUGCAGUAAAACAGACACUUCUGCUGUAAAGUUAUAGAAGGUUUUUUUUCACUUUGAACACAACCAGUGACUUUCCCUCCCCAUAGCGCUUUUCCAUAGCAUAUAGUAACUUGAUUUUAUUUAGAAAAGGGAUAUGAUUAUGAUGAUCUUUCUGCGAUUUUUAUCAUGAUGAAAUGGUGAUAAACUACUAGCUGUUUUUAAAGUAACAAGUUCACUCUGUUGUGAACUAUUCAGGGAAGGAGGAGGAGGUUUAACACUUUAACUUGCUGUCUGUCACAAUGUCAUGGCAUGAUUGUGUUUUCCUCUGUGAUUUGUUAACACGCACACAUGCACAUACACACACCAACCCACACACGUACGUCAUGUUUUGUUUAGGUUGGCCUCGUCGUGAUAAGUGCAUGAAACAUUGUAAAAUCCCUUACCAGCUGACUGGGUAAUUUUUAGCAGCUCACCAAAUCUUGUUUUUCAUCAGAUACUGACUCACCUGCACAUUUGCUUACAACAGAAUUGACCUUGAACUCUUUUUGUUACCCAUCUAUUCACAUAACAGCUGUGACUGGAUCCUCUGUUUGCUUUUGAUUUGAAUUUGAAGGCCUCGUGUGGGUGACAGUUUAUCUCUGGAUUGAUAUUCAGGUAGCGGCUCUGAUUCAGACAAUCAAAUAUGUAUUAUAGUUUAUGCAGAUUUAAGAAGUUGUGUGGCAGGAAAAAAAUAGAGAUGGAGUGCAACAACGCUUGAGGUCGGGGUUGUGAAUGAGUUUUACAUACCAUCUUGCUAGAUUUGACAACAAAUUAUCUGACAUCUCAUGGCCACUUUCACUCUUUUUACACAUGACCAUGUAUGUACUUAAUGUUGAAUGUCAUGUAACGUUUGUAUUGACAGGUCAUUUGCUAGAAAACCUUGUUACUUAUUGAUGAGUUAAAGCAAAAUCCAGUGAUGUAAAACUCUCAGCUAACGAAAGGUAGUGAAAAUCGCACAUGUCAUGGCCUCCAGGUGUACCUUUCAAACUGCAGUGUUCAUUUAGGUCAACCGUGUGAUGCGUCGGUCCUGAUUGUAUGAUAGAGGUAUCAUUGAUUGCCUGACAGGCAACAGAGAGAAUCCGCAGGUCGAAGGUAACACAGGAGGAGCACCAGUAUGAGGGGAGGGUUAUUUUCUUCCUGUCAGGAAGAUUAGUGAAUGUUACCUGACUUCCAGAUAUCCAGCCAUCUUGUUGAAUAAUGUCGGUCACAGGCUCAAAACAGCUAUGCGUUGAUUUGUGAUGCAGACUGACAAGCUCAACUCAUCUGUGCAAGUGUGCUUGGCCGGGUCACUGCAUGAUUAUGUGACCUUGCUGCAGGUUCAUAACUUUUUCCUUAUCUUCAUGAUGGGGUUUCUUAUCAUGUGUGGAGCAUAUUCUCUCUCUUUUUUUUUCUCUCUUUGCAAAAAAAAAAAAAAAAGAAAAAAAAAAAACAUGACAAGAACACUCAGACACAAAAUGUUCAUUGCCAUGCAUAUCAGAUAGUUUGCAGUGCUCUUUCUUUUUUUGUGUCACAAGUCAAUACAGUAAAAUAUAUACAGUGAAUGAUUUUCAAUAGCUACCCACUCCUUGUAGUGCAGUGUAAUACCUUAGAGACAAUGCAAUAGAUCCUCCUUUUUUGCGUUUACAUUUGUGUAACUUGGGGAAUUAUUUUUUACAACUCAUGAGAAACACGCUCCUCUCCUUUUGGCACUUGGACUUUGAUAAACAGCACAAAAAGAGCAGCAUUGCAUUCGUGCAAAGCUUCCUGUUUCCAUAGAGAGAUAAUUUUAGCCAGAGAAGAAUGGAAAUCAUAGGGGGAAAUAUAUAUUAUAUAAAGUUGUAUAAUAUACAAAAUAUAUAUGAACCAAUGUUAUUUAUGUGAAUUUAAGUCCAAUUAAAAGUCUGAUCUCAAA
Molecule: messenger RNA, 6365 nt
Organism: Scatophagus argus
Lineage: Eukaryota; Metazoa; Chordata; Actinopteri; Scatophagidae
Gene: mid2
Product: midline 2
Exons: 11
Coding region: 818-3127 (769 amino acids)
Molecular function (GO): zinc ion binding; protein binding
Source: RefSeq, a predicted model, not a curated record